UCGGAAUAUAGACACAUCACGGGUGCCUGUAACAAUCUAAAUUAUCCAUCAUGGGGUGCAGCAAUGACUCCAUUCAGGAGACUGAUACCCAAGAGAGAGGUAAGAUACAAUUGUUUGAUAAUCAAGAAAACAUGAAUAAUGGCUGUCAGCAGCCCAUAACCCGGAGCGAGAGAGCAGCUCGCAUACUAGGCCUGUGCAGCUGCGUUUUCACCGACUGGUUUAAUUUUAGAUACCAGUCUAGAGCAUUUUUUUCCUCAAAAGUGGAGUCUCCACUCCGUCUAUGAGUGUGAUCGAAGUAUAAAAUAUCAAAAAGGAAAACUAUAAAACGUGUUUAAAAGGUCAAAGAUACCAUUUUUCGGUCUUUAGGGUUUUUGACUGGUUUGUGGGACUCUUAAUGCGUGCCAAAAAUGUUCUAAAAAUGAACUGGUUGGUGAAGUCGCUUGCUCCGGGUUAUUAUGAGGUCCUAUGGCUUUGUGCUAUCCUUUGUAUAGAAGAUUUUUACGGUACCUUUUACUCAUGCCCGGGCGCCACGCUAAACCGUGUUUAAAACAGUAAUAGGUUUGUGUCCACUUGGGCAGAAAGAGCCGGGUUGUUGAAGGGAGGGUUGGGGCCUAGUCUGCUACACAGCCGUUUUUAGUGUCAUCACGCAACGCUCACACUAAAAAUGGCUGUGUAGCAGACUAGUUGGGGCCAGGAGAGUUACAAAUCCCAUUCCGACCCAAGCCCAAAUCGAGUCGGAUCGAGUCGUUCUGGUCGUCUAGUCGUUCUUCUACGGCUUUGAUAAAUGAUUUCAUAGAUUUGCAAAUGCUUAGCACGCCUUGUGCCAUUUUCUUCCAGGUUAAUAUGAAUGGGCUCCCAAACGCAAGAUCAGUCAGCAGAGAGCUGUUUCCCCAGAAUGCACCACCAUCUAAUCCGGCAGAGGAGUCCCCAGAAUCUACUUCGCUUACUGACAUGGCAGCCGUGUUUGGCCAGUUCGUAACUCAUGAUAUGACACUGACGUGGCACAAACCAAGUUCUUCCAAUUGCCACGACUGCUUUAACCCUGGUACAGAAUGCUUCGGAAUUGACGUGACGAGUGACGUUAUUUUCAGUGCAAUAAAGUGCAUUCAAAUGAAACGCGCAACAAGAUGCAUAACCGCAAAAGACAACGAAGGAGAGCAAGUUAAUAUAGCCACGACCUUCAUAGACGCUUCGCAUAUUUACGGCAACAACGAUGAUGAAGUCAGAAUAGCUCGCGCCGAAGAUCUGCUAGGUGAACUUUGGCAGGCUGAAAACAAUCUUUUGCCACCAGCGCACGACAAAAAGCCUUUCUGUCGCUCACCAAAUCCUGGUGCUAUGCCAUGCUUUUAUACAGGCGACUUUCGGCGAAAUAACGUCAGUCCAGGUAAAGUUUACUACCCAGCCAGCUGUAUGUGUCUAAAUUUCCAGCAAGUCUUAUUUAGUCUGAAGGCAAGUGUUUGACCUAUAAAGAACUAAAUGUAACGGCUAUAUAUCAGUCGCUAUAUACUAAACCUUUUCCAAACUACUACCGACAAAAUCGGAAACCGAAGAGCAUGUCCCAUCACAAAUUUCAAAAUGGCGAUGCGAGAUUGGUAGAGUUCAUUAGCGCUGUUCAAUAAACGACGAGUCUGGGUUCGUGGGGCCCACUAUGACCAUCUUAGCUUUAAUUAACAUGCUUCAUCUCUCUUAGUUUUAAUGAGUUAUUUGACCAGUGAUGGUAAGUCACUGGCCUAGUCUUAUUCAUUCCUUGUCUCUUCGACGGGGAUAUAAAAGAAAACACACUACUCAUUGUAAUCUGUGAACGAGAACUUAGUACGCAGGUAAUAUAAGUUACAGUAAAACGGGCGACAAAAGCGUCCAAACAUUGCUUGUUUUAAAGCAAUGUUGCUGCAAAACGUUCAAACCUUUUAAAACAAAUCAUGUUGCGAGAAUAUUACCAAACAAAUUCAAACCUGUCUCGCAAAAACAAAACACAUCAGGUUGUUGCAUUCUAUAGACCGCAAACCAAGAGACUGAGGGCUGAAUACCCUGCCUUCUGAUUGGAUAACUGAAAUUACGCGGAAGUCACGCCAUACAUGGUAUUUACGUCACUUGCUGUAAAGCAAGUUCUCCUCGGGCCGAUAAAACGCGCAACAAACGCAGGUUUUGUUGCAAAAAGAACUACUCUCUACUUUCUGCAACAACUUUUCGUAAUCGGCAACAAUCUGAUUUGUUGCUAGACAGUUUGAUUCCAGUUAGUGGUAAGACGUGCAACAUCGCUUUUCAACUCGUUUUGCUGCAAGUGUCGCAAGACAAUUUGCACAUUUUAUGUUGUUCGUUUUACUGUACCGUUAGUCUCCAGCGCCUCCUGGCCUGCCUUUCAUCGGUCUAUUUAUAUGGAACCCAUUCCCGCAGAAGACCUGGCCUCGAGUAAAAGACCAUUCUCCAUUAGGCAAAACAUGAUGCUUUGUAUUCUGAAAUAAUGUUCGUUUUAAUUUCAUCUGAUAAAAAGAAUCCUUAUUAGACUUAUGCAGUUUAUUGCAAGCGACUUUAGUUACAUGGAGUCGAUUUGUGACACUGCAACGUUUCUAUAAAGAAAUCUCAAUGUAUAAUUGCCAUUCUCUUGUAGCCUUGAAUGUCCUUCAUACUAUCUGGGUACGAGAACAUAAUAGGAUCGCCAGGAAGUUAAAGGAAAUAAACACGGGAUGGAACGGAGAGAAAGUCUUCCAAGAAACGCGAAAAAUCAUCGGUGCUAUGAUGCAGCACAUUACUUACAACGAGUAUCUGCCAGCCCUCUUGAGUGAAGAAGUGGUCAGUAUGCUUAUUGCAUUGCUUGAUAUUUUUCAUAGAGGCCCCAUUCACGAAGAAGAAGGUAGGGAGGCAGGGGUCUAAACCUCCCGCCUCUUGUAAUUCUUUUAAAGGCCUUGCAUUUCCAGUUCCGGCCCCUUCUUUCCUGGAUUUCUCCCUUUAGCCCCUUUUCGAGUGCAAAAUAUAAAGCAUUGUUGAGUACUUUCCCCCUUUUUAUCCGGCUUCUCGCCCUUUUAGUAGUACCACCUCCUGCCCUUUCCUCUCCCGUCUCUCGUACACCUGCAGUGCACCGUGCACCAUAAAUGGGGACUGGGGGAAGGGGGAAUAGUGAGAAAAUUAAAGCGCCCUCUUCUUUCGACGCCUGCCACACAGUAGCCUGGGUACCAGUGGUUUAUUCUCGCGUGCGGCGAUUGAGUUGCGCGGAGAUGAUUUGGGGUUGGCCGCAGGCCGAUACUUCUUCGAUCGAAGCUACGAGCGGUACGGCCGCUGUUCGCGAGGGUUACACUAUUAAUUAAGACUUCACUCCAACCGGAAACCGCGCAUGAAAAAUGUCUGGCAUCCAGGGUACUCAGACAGGCCACCUAUUGAACUACCCUUCAACAUUCAAAAAAACGUAACUUUUAUUAUAAAAUCAAAACGAAUUAUAGCGCUUCUGCCUACCUAGAUCUAACAAGAAAGAACCCCUCUAGGAAAACAUUAGUGAAACUGAGAAUAAGCAGUCACAAACUUAGGAUUGAGACGGGUAGAUACGACAAUAUACCACGUGACGAAAGGUUAUGCAUCUCUGCAAUUGUAACAGAAUUGAAGAUGAAACUCACUUUUUAUUUGAUUGUCCAAGUUUUUCUUCGAUAAGAGAUAUGUUCUUCUCUAAACUAGAACCUAAAAUACCGUUUCUACGACUACAAUCACAUGAGUCCUUAUUAUCACAUCUGAUGAAUUCUACUGACUAUUUUAUUAACAUCCAAUUAAUUUCAUUUACAUCUACUUGCUUUGAAUUGAGAGACAAACAUAUCUCAGGAAUAAUUUAUCCUACUGAUGGUUAGAAAUAAACAAUGAUUAAUACAUUUCAAAUUAUUUAAAAUAUUUAAUUUACCAGGAAUCAAUGAUUAAUUUCAAGUAGCUUUUGCAAUACCGUAAUACUUUGUUAUGGUCAUGCAAAUAACCGGCUUAUUGUUGUUGUUGUUGUUGAACUAUAUCUAUGAUGUUGUUUUCUUCAACCAAUUAGCGGAAACAAUAUGAUCUUGUACUGGAAUCAAAUGGUUUCUACGGCGGCUACAAUGUAUCCGUUGAUCCAUCCAUCGCGAACAGCUUCGCAACGGCAGCUUUAAGAUAUGGACACAGCGCGGUUGGAAACUUCUACAAACCCUGCAUACCCACAGCUGAUUUUCAUAACCCUGCUCCGCUGUACGCUGAGAACGGUGUUGAUGCAAUAUUACGAGGCCUACUUAAUCAACCUGCUAGGGAAGUUGACAGGUAUUGUAUAGCCUGCGUAGAGGGUGGUGUUAAGGAUUGUUAUGUCCGGAGUACUUUCCUGGCGGAGGAACCUCGGGCUCCGCCGCCAAAAAACCGCAGAGCUUGCCCACUAAUCCUGCUAACUACAGAGGCUGGGCAUUAUUUUUUCUUUAUGCUGAAGUAAACGUACUGUUUUUAGAAGGGUAUCUCCGUCAAUAGUCUAACUCACGGGGAUUAAAACUGAGAGAGGAGAGGCAUACCUAUGUUCGAUUAGAGUGCUGUACGCCUUUAAUUUGGGCUGAGAUAAUUUAAGUUGCUUAUACAAUGUGUCCCGUCAAUGAUGUCUUCUUGUGGAAGGAAAAAGAUCUUAAUCAAAUCAGCGUUUUGUGGAUUUUAUUACUUAAGCCAGGCGCCUUUGACAGACGUCCUCUCUAUACUGAACCAGAAUUUAUUCAAAGCGAAGAAAAAUACUUCUAAGGAAUACUGAGAGCUUUCACUCAGACAACAUCCUCAGGACCAUAACAGGUGUUCUCUCGUCAGUACUGAUACAACUAUUACAUCAACUUUCUUUUUCCGGCCACGAAACCUUUGUCCCAUGAAUGAGGGUGCCCUCCCUCCCCCCUGAAUAGAGCCGGGACCAUCGCGGCACUUAUUGAAUUUUUCUACUUUUCUUUGCGGUGCUCUUUUGAGGGUGGCGCUUAUGAAUGUUCUCAUUCGCGAAUAACACGCUAAUUAAUAAAUUGAUUGUCAACCAAGACAGAAUAAUGGACCGAGUGAGAGUCGGAAAACGCAAAGUCUAUCUAACCCUUUGAAUUUCACCAAAGUUAAUUUUAGACCAAUUAAUCGCUUGAAAUGAAUCGGAAGUUGGUUUUCGCAGAGGUCCGCAAACUUUUAAUCAGUGUGGUCCAGAGAGAACUCAACAAUCGCCAUUACAAUAUUCUGCAUUGUUUUGCCCUGAGGUAGUAGCAUGUAAACUUGAUGAAGUUUCAAACAAUGAUUUACAAUGUGUGGACGUCCCAGGAAAUAAGCUCUAAAAAUAACUUGAGUGAAAUUCACAUAUCCCGGCCAACGCCCUAAGAUUCUCUCUCUGUUAGAUUAUUCCCGCUCUCUUGGUCAAGCCAGUCGAACGAAUGCUAACAUUCUAACAGUCCUAUUCAGGAUAGCACUAAUCCAGAGGACCAUAUUCAAUUUACACUUUCACUGGUUGCCUUUAAUUCGAAGGUUCUUCUCAUCGGCUGUAAGUCAGAAGCUAAAGCCUGGACCUAACCAGAUCGCUGAUCUUGUUGCUAUAAACAUACAGCGUGGAAGGGAUCAUGGCCUCCCCGCCUUUGGUGAUUUCAACAGGCACUUCGACGUCAACAAUUUUACAAUCCCGGCUGACUUAGAGAACAUGCUGAAAGGGUUAUAUGGCUCGGAUUUGAGCAAAGUUGAUUUAUACGUUGGAGGACUACUUUUGGAAAAUCCCACCUAUGGCUCACAUGUGGGGCCUACCUUCUCUCACAUUUUAGCAGAAGGAUUCGGGUAA
This is a messenger RNA of Porites lobata, 5764 nucleotides long. NCBI's taxonomy places the organism in Eukaryota, Metazoa, Cnidaria, Anthozoa, Scleractinia, Poritidae. The record is from the annotation of a GenBank genome assembly.